AUGGCGCAUUAUAGCGUCAAGGCUUGGGUUCGGCGCCGCAUUAGCCCCUAUGGCUUCACUCUAGGGCUUGGAUUGCACUAUAACACGAGUAAUAGUGGUGGAGGUGAUGAUGAUGGUGAUGGCGGCGGUGGUGAAGACUACGACAGUAGUGGUGGUGGCAGUGAUGACGACCAUGGUGGUGGUGGCGGUAGCGGCAACAAAGGUGGUGCUAGCGACGAUGAUGAUGUCGAUAGUGGUGGGCGUAGGGGCAAUAGUGGUGAUGGAAUGGGGUGUUUGGUUCGUUGGAAUUCGCCGGAAUCUGGUGGAAUUGGAAUGGUCAAUUCCGUUGACCAAAUUCCAUUUCAACGUAUGGAGUUGGUGAUGGGUCAAGCAAAAGAUUGCAGGAAGGAUCAUUUUCUAGCUCCUUGUGAUAUAUAUGCAUGUAAUUUUGUAUGCGUUAAGGAACACGGGCAUGAUAUCUUCGGAGAAGCUCCCCUUGCAGAAUGUCGAGCCAUGUGGUGCCGCUGCUAUUUUCCAUGUCCCAAGCCACCUGUACAUGUGCGGCCACCUAUGAAGGUUAGGAAACUUGAUGUGGCGUCACCCCCUUCCCAAUUCCAACCCUAA
Molecule: messenger RNA, 603 nt
Organism: Cynara cardunculus var. scolymus (artichoke)
Lineage: Eukaryota; Viridiplantae; Streptophyta; Magnoliopsida; Asterales; Asteraceae
Product: keratin, type II cytoskeletal 1-like
Exons: 4
Coding region: 1-603 (200 amino acids)
Source: RefSeq, a predicted model, not a curated record